GUCAAAGCAACUAUAUAGUUCGCAAAAUCGUAAUUGCAUCAAGUUUUCUAAUCGAAAAGUAGUAAUUGUACAGAGAUAAUGAAAAUAUCAUCUGAAUCAUGUCGAUUGAGGCACAUAAAGUGAUCCGUUGUAUUGCUAUACGAUAGUAUUCCUUAAGAUUUUUUGGACCGACGCGAUGUACUGUUUGCAAUGGCUGAUCCCUGUGCUGUUGAUACCGAAGCCCGUGAACCCGGCGCUCGUCAACACCCACGUAAUGUUCAUGGUGUUGUACCUGAUAGGAUUCUUCUUAGAGAGAAAGCCUUGUACCGUGUGCAGUGUCGUGUUUCUUGCGGCUGUGAUACUCAUAUGUUAUAGCGGCAUCGGGAACUGCUUGUUUUGGGCGAGCCAGUGCGAGGAAGAGAAGUACGAUACGUAGUCGCACUCGACCGCUCCGAGUUACCUACCAAAGUGCUCAAGGAGCUGUUAUGUGUUCCUCAAGAAGAGAGAAGGCGGGAACGCGCGGGACACCCUGUUGCCUUUGCCUUCCAGCAUGCAAAAAAAAUACGAAACCGUUUUGUAUAUUUUUAUAAAUACAUAAGACUUAUAUUUUUUAAUUUACAUGUCUGUUGUGUAAAACAUUUUAUGGAGUGAGAAGUGUCCAAAAGAAAGAAAAUGUGCCGAUCUGUAUGUACUUAACUAUCUCAAUUGUUAUGUUAAUUUAUAAAAAUGUGAUGAUAAUGUAUGUACAGUUAAUUGUUAGUAAUGAUUUCAUAACAAUCAUGUGAAAUACAAUAUGAGAAUAGAUUUUUCUUUUUAUAGAUUAUAAUCUCUAAAGUGAUCAAGUAUAUACAAGUUCUGCCAAGCAGAAUAUUGGAGUGCUAUUGACAUAAAUUAUGUAGUGGUGUCAAUUUUGUAAGUAUGUCAGAAGAUAUACGCAAAAUGUUGUAAUUGGUCGGCCCCUUAAGAUAUGAUAUCUAUGUAUAGGAAGAUAAAAUUAUACAAAGAUAGCUUUAUUAAGUACUGAUUGUGGAAUAUACAUAUACACUUUGUUAGAGUUAUCAAGUAAUUAUUACUUUAAUUACUUACUGCUUCAAAUUAAGAUUGGAAAUACUAUGAUCAUGCUCUCAUAAUCUGAACCUCUGUUCAGUGUUUGAAGCAGGCUUGAGGUAUUUGCAUGUGUUUUGUUUGUAUGAAAUCAUUUCUCUUCAUACAUACACAAUAAUAUUGCUACUGCUCCAUAGAAAAUAAUGUAUAGACUUAACUGGCAACCGGUACUAUCUAAAUUUUCUAAAGAUUUCUCUUUUUAAUACCAUUUUAUACUAUUUCAUAC
Hyposmocoma kahamanoa is the source of this 1309-nucleotide messenger RNA. RefSeq names its product bladder cancer-associated protein B (gene bc10). The transcript has a single exon. The coding region runs from base 176 to 415 and encodes 79 amino acids. Lineage: Eukaryota; Metazoa; Arthropoda; Insecta; Lepidoptera; Cosmopterigidae. The record is from RefSeq and is a predicted model, not a curated record.